This is a messenger RNA of Amoebophrya sp. A25, 572 nucleotides long. Lineage: Eukaryota; Dinophyceae; Syndiniales; Amoebophryaceae. The record is from the annotation of a GenBank genome assembly.
AUGGUCCUGGACAUUCAUCAUUACGGAAUUUGCAUGCCGCCGCCGUCCAUCAUGAACUUCUUUCUCAUCUUGGGCUUCUCUGUAGAUUUGCCUCGCAUCACGCGCAUAGUCAAAAACAACUGCCCCGAGUGUCGCUGGAUGGGUGAAAGACAGGAGCCGCAACGACGAGAGAAGAUCGACAUUACUCCUGUUUCGUAUUAUGAGGCAGACUGUGCAGUUUUUCAUGGAGCUGAGUGGAGACGCAGACUAGGACCUCGAGCGCCGAAAAUUGAGGAGUAUGACGUCUUCCGCAGCCCUGUCGCCAUCAGCAAGGCGUUUGACGAAGACCCCGGAUCGAUUGUUCGCAUUUGGCAAAACGGUGAGCCUCGUUGUAAUCUUCGCCGCGCUUCAAAAGUUAAGCCAACACAUCAGCUGAUGGAGCUCGAGGCAGCGUCGCAGAUUUCUGCAACACAGAUUUCGACAUCCGACACCGAGCUUCGAGGGCGAGCGUUGUUCGGAUACGGUGCACUUGGUUCGAAGAUCAAGGAGAACCCUUUCUACGCUCCGAACGCGUCGACCGCGCUUGUUGGGCC